GUCCUUCCAGACGCUUCGCGGCAUGUUCUCGAUCCGCAACCCGCGCACUCGACCACCACCUGAUAAGCGCGCUAAUUACCAGCAUUAAAACUCUUUCAUAACCACAAACGGCGCUCUUACAUAUUAAACUUCAGUAGUUCCAGUGUUCUUUUAGCUGAAAUUAGAAAACAUUCUUAGAAAUUUAAAGUAAUUGUCGUUUAAAAUAAGGUAGUCUUCUAAGGUGUACCUUGCUAGAGGUUUAGUGAACUUCCGCUUCUUCUUCUGUGAUUUUUGAAAUUUGUUAUUGUGUAAAGUGUUUCUCAAGUGUUCCAUUUGGAUGUUAGUGUUUGAAGCUUGAUGGACACCUAGAUUAAUAAGUUUGGAUGCUCGAGACAGCACCACAGAACAAUUGGAUAGAAAUGACACAUUCGCAGUGAGCUCUAGAGAAGAAAUAAUAAUGGUAACAAAUUAUAGUGUUGGUGGUAAUGUUGAAGAACCCCUCUAAGAGCGAUGGAGAACGCACGAGAACUUUUGUUCUUAGGUCUUUUGUUUGUAGCCUGCGUGGGUGGUGUGGAGACUUAUUCCAACGAGGGGUUUCUAAACGGCAACGUCAGCACUUACCCCUUCUUCGAAUUCAAUGUACCCCGAAAUGUCACCACCGCAGUUGGCCAGACUGCCUUUCUGCAUUGUAGGGUAGAACAGCUAGGAGACAAAGCCGUUUCGUGGAUUCGUAAGCGGGAUCUGCACAUCCUGACGGCAGGCAUAUUGACAUACACAUCCGACCAAAGGUUCCAAGUAAUUCGACCAGACAAGUCGGACAAUUGGACGCUGCAGAUUAAGUUCCCUCAACUCCGGGAUUCCGGAGUAUAUGAAUGUCAGGUUAACACCGAACCCAAAAUGUCGCUUCCAUUCCGAUUAAACGUUAUCGAAGCAAAAGCUCGGAUUCUGGAAGCGAGUGACCUGCACGUAAAAGCGGGAAGCUCGGUGACACUCACCUGCGUCAUUAAUCAAGGACCACAUGAUUUGGGGACAGUUUUCUGGUACAAAGGCACCGAAAUCGUCCAGACAACACAACCCCACGUUAACGACGCCGACACUGUCACCAGGGUCACAGUACAGAACCAAUGGACGGAUGGUUUAACGUCACGAUUGCACAUCACAAGUGCACAUCUCUCUGAUUCGGGGAACUACUCAUGCGUUCCCACAAUCGCAGCCCCUACAAGUGUUAACGUACACGUCAUUAAUGGAGAGCACCCAGCGGCCAUGCAACACGGAAACAAGAACACAGCGCCGUUGUCCUUGUCGCUGCACUGCACCCUUGUAUAUAGUAUCUCUGUCUUCAUAAUAAAACACAUCAGAUGAAACCUCUUGUAAA
This is a messenger RNA of Zophobas morio, 1354 nucleotides long. Its product is annotated as zwei Ig domain protein zig-8-like. Gene Ontology annotation, cellular component: neuron projection membrane. NCBI's taxonomy places the organism in Eukaryota, Metazoa, Arthropoda, Insecta, Coleoptera, Tenebrionidae. The record is from RefSeq and is a predicted model, not a curated record. The transcript is spliced from 6 exons. Gene Ontology annotation, biological process: synapse organization. The coding region runs from base 490 to 1341 and encodes 283 amino acids.